Ornithorhynchus anatinus (platypus) is the source of this 2823-nucleotide messenger RNA. It is a transcript of the gene CDH5, whose product is annotated as cadherin 5. Gene Ontology annotation, biological process: regulation of establishment of cell polarity; homophilic cell-cell adhesion; cell-cell junction assembly. Gene Ontology annotation, molecular function: calcium ion binding; cadherin binding. Lineage: Eukaryota; Metazoa; Chordata; Mammalia; Monotremata; Ornithorhynchidae. The transcript has 12 exons. The coding region runs from base 180 to 2528 and encodes 782 amino acids. Gene Ontology annotation, cellular component: catenin complex; plasma membrane; bicellular tight junction. The record is from RefSeq and is a predicted model, not a curated record.
ACCUCUGGGACCUGCACACUCCCAAGAACUUCAUUCAGCGCACUAAAAAACAAAGUGUUUUGGGGGUUCUCUGUCGUCUAACGUUAUGAUUCCUGCCCACAUUUAACAACUUCUGGGGACGUUGGGAGGCCUGGAGGCAGUCCGUUCUGGGAAAUCAGGUUCCGACGACGGCCGGGAGGAUGGCGAGGCCCAUUCUCCUGCUCUCCCUGAUCGUGGCGGGCGCCGGGGCCCGGCUGGCCGGCGGCGACGGAGAAGGGGCCCCGAGCGGGGGGCAACGGGUGGAGCGGGCCCCGGCCCCCAGACGCCUGAAGCGCGAGUGGAUAUGGAACCAGCUGCACAUCAUGGAGGAGAUCAACACUCCACUCCCCCACCACGUCGGAAAGAUCACCUCGAGUGUGAAUAACAAAAAUGCCAAGUAUGUGCUGCAAGGGCCUUAUGUCGAGACCAUUUUCAAAGUGAAGGAAGACACGGGAGAUAUAUAUGCCUAUGAGAAACUGGAUCGCGAGAAGAUAGCCGAGUACCACCUGACAGCCCUGAUCAUCGACAAGUACACCAACAGGAAUCUGGAACCGCCCUCCAACUUUACCAUCAAAGUCUACGACGUGAACGACAACGUGCCGGAGUUUGUGCAGAAGGAGUUUAACGGCUCCGUGCCGGAAAUGUCGCCCGUCGGGACCUCGGUCACCCGAGUGACCGCCGUGGACGCGGAUGAUCCAACGGUGGCGGGCCACGCCAUCGUGCAGUACACCAUCAUCAGCGGCCAAAAGUACUUCAUGGUCGACCCCACCGGACUCAUUUCAACGGCCGUGAAUGAUCUGGACCGAGAGAAGCAAUCUUUCUAUGAGAUCGUGGUGCAGGCCAAAGAUUCCCCUGGCCUGUAUGGAGGAGACUCGAGCACGGCUACGGUCAAAAUCACUCUGACUGACAUCAACGACAACUUCCCCAAGUUCACCCAAACAAGGUACCGGUUUAACGUCUCUGAAGACAUCCGCGUCGGAAACCAGGUUGAUUCCUUAACAGUCGAAGACAUUGAUGAGCCUCAGAACAGAAAGACCAAGUACAAUUUUGUCCAAGGAGAUUAUCGAGAUACCUUUGAAAUUGAGGCAGAUGCUUUGGCGAACAAAGGAAUAAUUAAGGCCAAAAAGCCCCUGGACUACGAAAGUAUCAAGAGUUACAAGUUCACCGUCGAAGCAUCCGACCCUACCAUUGUUCACCACGGGCGGCAAACGCCGCACUACAAGAGCAACGCCGAAGUCAUCAUCCAUGUCCUCGACGUGGACGAGCCCCCGGUUUUCUUCCGACCUUACUACGUGUACACACUGAAGGAGAACAUAAAAGUGAAUGUCAUCGGCCGGGUCGUUGCCACGGAUCCUGACGCGGAGAAGCGGACCAUUAGGUACAGCAUCCGGAGCCACAGUGACAAAGGCAACUUUUUCAAGAUCUCCAAGCAGGGAGACAUUUCAAACACAAAGCCUCUUGACCGGGAAACUCAACCUUGGUACAAUCUAACUAUAGAAGCAAGAGAAAUCAAUAGAGAUGGAUCCCCGACAGACAAAGAAUCCAUUGUGCAAGUCCAUAUUGAGGUCCUAGACGAGAAUGACAACGCUCCCGAGUUUGCUCAGCCCUACGAGCCCAAAGUCUGUGAGAACGCUGCUCCGGGCACGUUAGUCAUGAGGAUCUCAGCUGCUGACAAGGACAAAAUGCCACCAGGAGCGAAGUUUAAAUACUCUUUGGGCACUGGAGACAGCAAUUUCACACUGACUGAAAACCACGAUAACACAGCCAACAUCACCAUCAGAUUCGGGCAGUUCGAUCGGGAAAAGGCCAAAGUCCACUACCUGCCGGUGGUGAUCUCGGACAAUGGGACCCCUGACCUGACCAGCACAAACACACUCGUCAUCAGCGUCUGCAAGUGCAACGAGCAGGGAGAAUUCACAUUUUGCGACGAGCCGGUCAAACAAGUGGGAGUGAGCAUCCAAGCGCUCGUAGCUAUCUUUCUCUGCAUCCUCACCAUCAUUGUCAUCACCCUGCUGAUCAUCCUGCGGAGAAGACAGAGAAGAGAGGCCAAGGUUCUCCGGAAAAGCGGAGCGGAAAUCCACGAGCAGCUGGUCACCUAUGACGAGGAAGGCGGCGGCGAGAUGGACACCACCAGUUACGACGUUUCCGUGCUCAACUCCGUCCGCAAAAAUGGGCUGAAGCCCCCGAGGCCGGCCCUGGAGGCCAGGCCCUCGCUCUACGCCCAGGUCCAGAAGCCGCCCAGGCACGUGAACGCCGGAACGGGGGAAAUGGCCGUCAUGAUCGAAGUCAAGAAGGACGAGGCUGACCACGACGGAGGGGGCCCCCCGUACGACACGCUGCACAUCUACGGCUACGAGGGGGCCGAGUCGAUCGCGGAGUCGCUCAGCUCUCUGGGCAGCGAUUCCUCCUCCUCGGACAUAGAUUACGACUUUCUGAACGACUGGGGGCCCCGUUUCAAGAUGCUCGCCGAGCUGUAUGGCUCGGAAGCCCGCCCCAAGGUGGGCUACUGAGUCGCCGUCCCCUGUGAUGGUGGUGGAGAGACAGGUUUCACAAGGAACCCACCUCAGCUUUCACUUCAAAGAGAGGCUCCACGUCCCUGCCUCCAGGGCUGGGACUCUGCUCAAUUGGAUUCUCAUAGCCGAUCGCAAUUUGCAACCUCCUUCCCCCCCUCCCCGCCCUCCCAGUCGCCUAGAGCUGGCCCCCGGUAAGCGGACGGGCUUUCCGUCUGCUUCUCUCCCCCUAGGCCAGGAUCCGCCAGCGAACCCACCCACACACCCACUCUCCUAAGUAAACGAUCCAUCCAUC